AUGUUUCGCCAUCUCUUUUGGUCAACUCUGCUUCUGGCCAACUGCGUCUCAGCUGGGAUCUAUGCGACCUAUCCUGUUGCGGACACCGUUCUCAGCGCUGGGCGUGUAGCUACUGUUGAAUGGACAAACGACCACAGCAAACCAUCACUCACAGAUAUGGGCCCUGUUAACAUAGACCUGUAUGUCGGGGAGAGCUUCGUAACGACCUUGGCGGAGCAAAUUGACCCAGCGCGUCGCGCAGUGGAUGUCUGGAUAUCGCCCUCUUUGAGACACAAUGGCUCAGACUACCACAUGCGUUUCAUCUGCCAACACCCUCCAGUCACUGCCUAUACCGCGGAGUUCACCAUCACUGAUAUGGCGACCAUCUACCCCCUUGACGGCCUGUCAAUUGAUGCACACGACGAAGAUGCGCCCACCGUGACAUACAUCACCCCAGCACUCACUCUGGUCCUUCCGGACGCGACGAUCGUAUCCAUGCUCAAGCCCACUCUGGUCACCCUGCGUCCUUCGGCGACUGCGCCCCCGUUGUCGACAGAGCAAGCCGACCGGCCAAGUGGUCUACAGAAGGGCGCGGCGAUGGCAACACUUCCGACGCUCGACAUAGAACGCUUCAAGUUCCGCAUCGUCUUCAUCUUUUGGCCGGCCUUGGUCGGUAUAAGCAUGGCUAUGUAA
This is a messenger RNA of Trametes versicolor FP-101664 SS1, 672 nucleotides long. RefSeq lists its product as uncharacterized. NCBI's taxonomy places the organism in Eukaryota, Fungi, Basidiomycota, Agaricomycetes, Polyporales, Polyporaceae. Gene Ontology annotation, biological process: cell wall biogenesis; (1->6)-beta-D-glucan biosynthetic process. The coding region runs from base 1 to 672 and encodes 223 amino acids. The record is from RefSeq and is a predicted model, not a curated record. The transcript has 3 exons.